Grosmannia clavigera kw1407 is the source of this 705-nucleotide messenger RNA. RefSeq names its product gcn5-related n-acetyltransferase. The transcript has 5 exons. The record is from RefSeq and is a predicted model, not a curated record. The coding region runs from base 1 to 705 and encodes 234 amino acids. NCBI's taxonomy places the organism in Eukaryota, Fungi, Ascomycota, Sordariomycetes, Ophiostomatales, Ophiostomataceae. Gene Ontology annotation, molecular function: acyltransferase activity, transferring groups other than amino-acyl groups.
AUGGCCAUUGAAAUCUCUCGCCUUACUGAGGCAGAUAUUCCUGGCGCAGUGGCAGCUAUCCAGAGAAGCUUCAUUGAUGAUCCUUAUGAGGAAUGGAUGUAUUACCAGUCAACGUUCAGCCCGCAACGGAGUUGCGCAUCGCUCACGGCACGGUGUCAACUGGGCAUACACAACGAGCUUUUUUAUGUGGCCAAGGAAGCGGGCAGCGACAAGGUUCUUGGUGUGGCGAUGUGGCUCCGGCCCCGACCUGAGGGCCAAAAGCUGUCCUGGGUCCAAUGGGCAAACUCAUGGCGUUUCUGGUUCUCGCAACUGGCCGUGAACAUCUGGCAUGGCCGGGGAGGUCUGAAUGUUAAGAGAUAUUACAUCUUCAAGGCAGCACAGGCGCAGGCGAUCGAGGCCAUCUGGAUCGAGCCACGUGGCUACUAUUUCCUCAACACGAUUGCGAUAGUGCCAGAGGCCCAGGGCAAGGGCAUCGGGCGGAAGCUGGUGUCAGUGGUGACGGACAGAGCCGAUGCUGAACAGAUGCCAUGCUAUCUCGAGUCGAGCAAGGCGCAGCCCAAUAUGGCGAUCUACGAGCGAUGGGGCUUCCAGUUUGUGAGGGAGCUGACCUGCGACGAUGACGGGGCCGUGUGCAAGCUAUAUUGCAUGGUGAGGAAAGCCCGGCAGAAAGAGGAGGAAUUAAGGGGUGAAAGGAAGGCGGAUUGA